GUCCGUGGGAUUCCCCUCCUCCCCCCCUUCGGGCGCGUUCGCACGCUCCCUCAGGCAUGAUGCUCAAGAUGCUGCCGUUCAAGCUGCUGCUGGUGGCCGUGGCUCUCUGCUUCUUCGAGGGGGACGCCAAGUUCGGAGAGAGCGGCGCCCGGAGGAGAAGGUGCCUCAACGGGACCCCGCCGCGGCGGCUGAAGAAGCGCGACCGGCGGCUGCUGUCCCCGGAGGCGCCGGGCGGCGCGGAGGCGAUGUGCCGCGGCCUCUACCCGCGCCUCUCCUGCUGCUCCCGCGCCGACGCGCAGGGGCUGCUGCACGCCGGGGCCAAGAUACUUUCCGUCACGAACAACACAGAAUGUGCGAAGCUACUGGAGGAAAUCAGAUGUGCACACUGCUCACCUCAUGCCCAGAAUCUUUUCCACUCACGUGAGAAAGGGGAAACUUCUGAAAGAGAACUAACUCUUCCCUACUUGUGCAAAGACUAUUGUAAAGAAUUCUAUUAUACUUGCAGAGGUAACUUACCAGGUUUUCUCCAAACUACAGCUGAUGAGUUUUGCUUUUACUAUGCAAGAAAAGAUGGUGGUGUAUGCUUCCCAGAUUUUCCAAGAAAACAAGUGCGAGGGCCAGCUUCUAACUCCCUGGACCACAUGGAGGAAUAUGACAAAGAGGAAGAGAUCAGCAGAAAACACAAGCACAACUGCUUCUGUAUUCAGGAAGUCAUGAGUGGACUGAGGCAGCCUGUUGGAGCAGUACAUUGUGGGGAUGGAUCUCAUCGCCUCUUCAUUCUUGAGAAAGAAGGAUAUGUGAAGAUUUUCAGUCCUGAAGGAGAUCUGAUCAAGGAACCUUUUUUGGAUAUACACAAGCUUGUUCAAAGUGGAAUAAAGGGAGGAGAUGAAAGAGGACUGUUAAGCCUUGCAUUCCAUCCCAAUUACAAGAAAAAUGGAAAGCUGUAUGUGUCUUAUACCACCAACCAAGAACGGUGGGCUAUUGGACCUCAUGAUCACAUCCUUAGGGUGGUAGAAUACACAGUAUCCAGGAAAAAUCCACAACAAGUUGAUAUAAGAACAGCAAGAGUGUUUUUAGAAGUAGCAGAACUACAUCGAAAACAUCUAGGAGGGCAGCUUCUGUUUGGCCCCGACGGCUUCUUAUACGUUUUCCUUGGAGAUGGCAUGAUUACUCUCGACGAUAUGGAAGAAAUGGAUGGUUUAAGUGAUUUUACAGGUUCUGUGUUACGCCUCGAUGUAAAUACUGACCUGUGCAGUGUCCCUUAUUCCAUACCACGGAGCAACCCACAUUUUAAUAGCACAAACCAACCUCCUGAAAUUUUUGCACAUGGACUCCACAAUCCAGGCCGAUGUGCUGUGGAUCACCACCCUGCAGAUGUAAACAUCAAUUUAACUAUACUUUGCUCAGAUUCAAACGGAAAGAACAGAUCUUCUGCAAGAAUCUUACAGAUAAUAAAGGGUAAAGACUAUGAAAGCGAGCCUUCACUUUUAGAAUUCAAACCAUUCAGCAGCGGAGCCCUGGUCGGUGGAUUUGUCUAUCGAGGUUGCCAGUCUGAAAGGCUCUAUGGAAGUUACGUAUUUGGAGACCGCAAUGGAAAUUUUUUAACGCUGCAACAGAAUCCUGCAACUAAACAGUGGCAAGAGAAACCCCUCUGUCUUGGCAACAGCGGAUCAUGUAGAGGUUUCUUUUCAGGCCCUGUCUUGGGAUUUGGUGAAGAUGAACUAGGCGAGAUUUACAUAUUAUCAAACAGUAAAAGCAUGACACAGACUCACAAUGGAAAACUCUACAAGAUCAUUGACCCAAAAAGGCCUUUAGUUCCUGAAGAAUGCAAAAGAACAGCUCAGUCGGCACAGAUACUGACAUCUGAAUGCUCAAGGCACUGUCGGAAUGGGCACUGCACUCCUACAGGAAAAUGCUGCUGUAAUCAAGGCUGGGAAGGAGAGUUCUGCAGAACUGCGAAGUGCGACCCAGCGUGCCGACAUGGAGGUGUCUGCGUAAGGCCUAAUAAAUGCUUAUGUAAAAAAGGCUAUCUGGGCCCCCAGUGUGAACAAGUGGAUAGGAACAUCCGAAGAGUUACAAGGGCAGGUAUUCUCGAUCAGAUCCUAGACAUGACAUCCUACUUGCUGGAUCUAACCAGCUAUAUUGUAUAGUUUUGGGGACUGUUUGGAAACUACACUUUCAACGGGCAUUUGUUUUGAAUCCUAUCAUUUUUUAAAGACUGUUAUCCUGCAACAAAUACCAGUGAUUUGAUUUACUUUAUUAAUUUAAAUAUAAUAUUCAGAAAUGUGCAGAUAA
This is a messenger RNA of Lagopus muta (rock ptarmigan), 2295 nucleotides long. RefSeq names its product hedgehog interacting protein (gene HHIP). The record is from RefSeq and is a predicted model, not a curated record. NCBI's taxonomy places the organism in Eukaryota, Metazoa, Chordata, Aves, Galliformes, Phasianidae. Bases 57 to 2150 code for a protein of 697 amino acids. The transcript has 13 exons.